Messenger RNA from Oncorhynchus masou masou (cherry salmon), 1335 nucleotides. RefSeq names its product purinergic receptor P2Y11 (gene p2ry11). The record is from RefSeq and is a predicted model, not a curated record. The transcript has 2 exons. Gene Ontology annotation, biological process: G protein-coupled receptor signaling pathway; calcium-mediated signaling. Lineage: Eukaryota; Metazoa; Chordata; Actinopteri; Salmoniformes; Salmonidae. Gene Ontology annotation, molecular function: G protein-coupled ATP receptor activity; neurotransmitter receptor activity. The coding region runs from base 234 to 1172 and encodes 312 amino acids. Gene Ontology annotation, cellular component: plasma membrane.
GAAGGGGUUGAUUUGUAAGGGUGGCGGAAGGUCAAAAGGGGAAGUGACUGCUUUAAAUCUUGACCUGUAACAAAUCAAUCAUGGGAAGUUCUACUGGUCUCUGAACAUCUACCCCAGGAACUGUAGCCUUAUCUGUCAAUGAAGAUUAACAAAUACCACCUUUGGGAGCCAGUUUGCACAGCCUUUUCCCCUCCUAUUUUCUAAUCUCCCACAGAAAUCAAUACACAAACAUUAUGGAUCACAACUCUUCUUGUCAUGGUGACAAGUUCCAAGUGCAGUUAUUGCCUUCAGUGUACGGUGUUGAGUUCUGCGUGGCGUUGGUUGGUAACCUGUUUGCCCUGAGACUCCUGUCUACCAGGGAUAGGAACAGCUGGCACACUGGUGUGGUGCUGUCCUGUAACCUGGCCAUCAGUGACCUGCUCUAUGUCCUCACUCUGCCCCUGCUCAUAGUCUACUACAUGCAGGACAAGAACUGGCUGUUUGGGGUGGCGGUCUGUAAGAUAGAACGCUUCCUCUUCACCUGCAACCUGUAUGUUAGCAUCUACUUCAUCAUGUGUAUCAGUGUGAACCGCUAUGUGGCCAUUGUGUAUCCCUUCUUCAGCCGGAACCAUGUGAACCCCGCCAAAGCCAAGGCUGCUAGUGUCGCCAUCUGGAUCUUUGUGACAGCCAUCUCCUCUCCCGUGUUGAAGUUUGCCUCCACAUGUCCAGAGGGAAGCAACAAAACCUGUUGUGUAUCCUACUCCUAUUGCACCAACAGUGAUGCAGUUGCAUACUCUCACUUGUUUUACAAAGUCUUUCUGUCUGUGGUUGGGUGUUUUAUUCCCUUCCUGGUCACAUUUGCAUCAUACUGCGCAGUGUUGAGGGUGGUGUGGAGGAAUGUGAAUAUAACCUCCCUGGAGAAACGGAAGGUGGCCCUGAUGGUGUUUGCAGUGGUUGUGCUGUAUGCCAUUUCCUUUGUGCCUUAUCACCUCCUCCAGAGCUACUAUUUCUACCAGAAGGUUCACAAACUUGGCUCAGUCUGCGACUGGGUGUACAAGGCCUACCAAGUGUCCAAGGGACUGGCUACACUGAACAUGUGCAUCCAUCCACUGCUCUACAUGGCUGUGUUUGAUAACAUCAGAGUGGCCUGCUGUGGAAGGAGCUCAGCAGAUAUGGCAAUGAAUAAUACAUGAAUUAAACGAUGCUCUCUCUGCUCUUUGGAAGCUUGCACUUAUGGUGUUUCUGAUAAGCAAGUGUUACACACAGUUGAUGACUUAUCUGUAAAUAACUGCAGCUAUAUGCACUUCCUUCCAAUGUUCUGAUGGUCAUGUUUCCUUUCAUAAAGUCUAAACUAUG